Clupea harengus (Atlantic herring) is the source of this 2574-nucleotide messenger RNA. It is a transcript of the gene mpv17l, whose product is annotated as MPV17 mitochondrial membrane protein like. NCBI's taxonomy places the organism in Eukaryota, Metazoa, Chordata, Actinopteri, Clupeiformes, Clupeidae. Gene Ontology annotation, cellular component: membrane; mitochondrion; cytoplasm. The record is from RefSeq and is a predicted model, not a curated record. Gene Ontology annotation, biological process: mitochondrial ribosome assembly.
CCUAUGAUAAACUGCAAUAUAUGGUGUGCAUUGCCUAUAUGGUGCAAUUGUGAGGUUUGACAAGUGAUUCAAGAUGUCUUGAUUAGAUAAUGAACGUGUUCGAAACAGUGUUUUUUUUUUUUUCAAACAAGGUUUAAAUCCCUUUGGAACCUUUUUUCACGCUCCACUAGAAAAUACUCAGCUGUUGCGUGGACACAGGAUUGUCAUACUCAUGCGCGUAAAGUGCUGCGCACAUACGCAGUUUCGAAGAUCGCGUUGUAGUAAGGAUACACCCCGAGCCAUAUAUGUCUAUGCCCCGAGCCUGAUAUCUGUCAAACUCAAACAUUUACAGAGCCGUGCGCAGUCGAAUGCGCAGGAUUUAGAUUGUCACGAGAAACCAUACGGCCAGAUUAGCAGUUGACCCGCAGGAUUUGUUGCGUACCUGCUAUCCCUUCGGAAAAUGCCGGUGGUAAAUGUCUACAUUUCUUGCAGGUUUUAUCAUGACAGAUCACUUGAUGGUUGAAAAUAUUUUAAUCUAUUUAAAUUAAAUACAAAAUUCUACGUGUUUGUUGCUUAACAAUAAGGCUUUUAAAAUAUUUCCUGUCAAAUUAACUCCAGCUUUAGUAUGCCUGUGCUCGUAUAGAGUUGCUAGGAGCCGACUUUCAAAGCUAUACGAUGAACUCAAUUUUCAAGAAGAGUUCUUAAAGUGUGGUGCUAUUAAUAUAUUUUUUCUUCUUCUGGAAAGUGGUAAGCCUGUGUUGAUAACAAUUACCUGGCAAACCAACAUCAAAGUUGUGUAAUCCCACAACCGUACAUCUAGACGAUGAUUGAUGGCAGAAAUACAGUGUAAUGAGCCAAGCUCUUGGCUAACUCAUUGUGGCUCUCCUUGCGCAGCCUACCGUGCCACUGGAUAACAGACUUCUAUCACCUGUCACAGUGAAUCUUUCAGCCGACUUCUAAUAAUAGUUUCCACCAUGAGGAAGGUUCUUUUAAAACGGGCAAAGUGCUUUCCAUGGAUUGCUAAUGUCUCUUUAUAUGGAUGUUUAUUCGCUGGUGGGGAUUUUGUACAUCAGUGUAUCGCACACAGAGAUGAAAUAGACUGGAAACACACAAGGAACGUAGCAAUUGUAGCUUUCAGUUUCCAUGGAAACUUCAACUACUUCUGGUUGCGGGCGCUGGAGCAUCGUUUCCCGGGAAAAUCUGCCGGCAUGAUUCUUCGCAAACUGCUUCUGGACCAAAGUUUUGCAUCACCACUUGCAACAAGUGUCUUCUACACCGGGGUAAGCUUCUUAGAGGGCAAAGAUGACAUUUUCGAGGACUGGAGGGAGAAAUUCUUCAAUACCUACAAGACUGGAUUGAUGUAUUGGCCAUUUAUGCAGUUCCUGAACUUUGUGUUCAUGCCGCUGUACCUCCGCACUGCGUUCAUGGGCUGUUCUGCAUUUGCCUGGGCCACCUUCCUCUGCUUCUCACAACAGAGUGGUGACGGCACAGCGACUGUUGCCUUGGCAGUUCUGCUGUCUCCAACGAAGAGGCUUCAGGCUCGUGAGUCAAGCCAGGAGAAGUGACAUCCCCAAAGGCACGUCCGAAUCCAACGUUCAGCUUGUGCCUUCCCUGAAAGACCUUCAGAAUCUUAUGUUCCUGUUGUCAGUGUUGUCCCCUAACUAAGGGUCUCCAGUCAUUCACCUGUCAAACAUUAUUUUGUAUUCACUGUUAUGUUUUUUGAAUGUCAUUAGUGGGUUUAAGUAAUGUAUCUCUGUAUCUGUUGCAACUGUCAACUCAGCAGUUUAAAGGUCAAGUCUAUCAGUGUUCAAGUGUUUCCAUGUUCUCAAUACUUGAAAUGUACAUGAACCCAAAAGCAACAUGUUGCCAUUUACCCAAACACCUUACCCCCAUGAAAGGAGCUUGUCAACAGUCCGUAGUGUUUUAUCCACUUGAUCUUGUUCUCUGUAAAAUCCCUUGUCUGUGUUGGAGCAUAUAGUCAUCAGCAAGUCAUUGUAGGACGUAUUUUGUGGUGUUUUCUGAUGUUUGUUGAUCUCGUGAAAUGGCAGGUUACGUGAACACAAUACCUGCUUUUUUACCUAACCUCACAGACCAGCCCGACUUUAUCCACAGAGGCCAGAAGCCUCCAUUAUUUUAUCACUGUUCCAAUGGAAUGUGUUGCUGGAUUUGAAGUGAAUGACUUCAUGAAACUAAGUUAUUGUAUGUGAUCUUCCGGUAAGGACACUCGAUAGCACAGAUCUUCAAUUGACUAAUUUGUGUGGAUUAACUGGAUGACACGUUUGCUAAUCUUGGAUGGGCCAAAUUGUCUGGUGUGCUUUUGGCUGUCCUCCACAGCUGACCUUUGACUGAGGAAACAUUUAUUUAUUAUUUAUUAUAUUUAUUUUUGAAGCAAUUCCUUUUGUUUUCUUGUUGCAGAACAACCACUACAGAAGUAAUACAGGUGCAUAGAUGUAACAAUUUGCCUUUUUGUUUUUCAAAAACUAUUUUUGUGAAAAUAUAACUAUCUAGUGGACCAGAAUAAGAAUAGAGUGAAACACCAAUUGUCUGGGCUGUGUGAAAAGUCAUCCUGAAUUAAAAAAGAAAAGUGUGAAUGUU